AUGGAUUUCGUUAGAGUAAAAGACCGUAACCUUCAACUACACACGCGUAAAGCGCAUUUUUAACUCAUUGUUCUUGGCAGUGCGCACACGCUGUCCAACAAGUGCGUGCUCGAGGCUCACCUGCUGUGUCUUAAGAAGCGAUUGAGGAGAAAACAAUCAUAUGGAGAUCACUGUCUAACGACCUGGAGAUCGAAUCGUCCACGCAACCUCGCCAAACACGCACAUACGUUGUCGCAUUGAUAAACAUGCGCGUUUGUUUCAUGCGCGUCGUGUGAGCUGGUGGAUUAUGAGGAUCUGCUAGUUUCCCCGCCGAUGGAGCCGCCGUAAUUCGUUGUCUUUGUCAUUUUUACAACAAACUAAAGACCGGGCGUUUGCUUAUAUUGUGAAGAUCCAAACCCAAAAGCCUUUAAAUCUAGACCACCAGUGACCUGUGAAGACUUGUAAAUCCCUACACCUGGGUUCUUGGAGAGGGCUGCGCAAUUGCGCACGCUGCGAGAGUAUACCAUCGGACCUUUCCAUGGAAUCCACUCCACGCGUGAUCUCCAGUGAGGGGUUCAGUCCGAUCUGCUGUGGGGUAAAAAGUUGCCGCCUGGACAGUAAAUCUCAUAUAUGAGGAUCAAUACACACGUGCUGGUCAACAUAAAUUGCAAAAAUGCCUAUGCAUCCUGUGUCUUCCACUUUGAUGUACCGGGGGGUCUGCACCAUUCCUGAUAUCCUGUCGUACCGGGCACCGGUCAACCUUCCUGAGGAUGAGGUGGAAGAAAUCCGGGAGGCGUUUAAGGUGUUUGAUCGAGAUGGGAAUGGUUUCAUCUCAAAGCAGGAGCUCGGCAUGGCCAUGCGUUCUCUAGGGUACAUGCCCAAUGAGGUCGAGCUGGAGGUCAUCAUUCAAAGACUCGACAUGGAUGGUGAUGGCCAGGUGGAUUUUGAAGAAUUUGUUACUCUCCUGGGGCCCAAACUCUCGGCUGCCGGGAUGCCUGACAAGUUCAACGGAACCAAUUUUGACUCUGUGUUCUGGAAGUGUGAUAUGCAGAAGCUGACUGUGGAAGAGCUGAAGAGACUCUUAUAUGACACCUUCUGUGACCACCUGACUAUGAAGGACAUCGAGAAUAUCAUCAUGACAGAGGAGAAUCACAUCGAAAAUCCUGAGGACUGCCAGGUUGACAUUGACACGGAAAGUCCAACCCAGCAGGUGAAGCAAACAUGCGUACGGAAGAGUCUGAUCUGCGCCUUCGCGAUCGCUUUCAUCAUCAGUGUCAUGCUUAUCGCAGCCAAUCAGGUGCUUCGCAGUGGCAUGAAGUAACUGAAUGGACCAAUCACAACGUAGAUCCAAUUCAACAUAUAACAGUGAUAAAAAUGGCUAAAAAAAACAAACAUGCACACACAAACUGGAGCAGCUGAAAAGUUCAUUUUAUUUACAUGAAAUCCAAAUGUUGUGACUGAAAUAUUUUUGAGACGAGCUACAGCUUCCACUGGAGAGAAUUAUUCAUAUUUGACAGCAAACUUGAUGCACUCAGAUAUAUAAAUGCACACAUACUGUGUCUUACCCAAAAAGGUCUGAUAAAAGUACACGGAAAGAGAAAAAGAAGAAGUUCAUGCUGUAAAGGACUUUAAACAUUUCCCCAUUCAACCGCUCUCUCUCCCUCUUCAGUAUGUUUUGGGUGAGUUUAGCUGCAUGGACAUCUCCAACCGAGGAUCCUACUCUUCGAUGCAUGACGAUGCAUGGAUUUACAAUAGCCUGGAUGUACCAGUAGAGCUCAGCUGUGCAUCCAUUCAUCUAUAUACUAGACCCCAAAACAAAUUUUCGAAAAAAGACCCGUUUUAAACGUACGAAGAGUUGGAUAUGCAGCAGAGGCCAUUUCUGACAUCUUUUACAUCCAUUAUACUGAUCCCUUUGCAUGAUAAUAAGGGCUGUUUAGGGCAUGCUCAUGUCAUGCAAUGUUAGUCUUGUGUUUGUCGAGUAACUAUUGUUGGUUUUUACCUGUUGCACAUGCCUGAGAUGAUUGUAGUAGUACUCCAUAUGGCCAAAGGGGGCAUGAAACAACCCAAAAGCGAUACUAUACCACUAGUGACAUACCUGUAGAGUAUUAAAGGAAUAGAUCACCCAAAAAUGCAAAUUUGAUCACCUUCAGGCCAUGUAGAUGAGUUAAUUUAGCAUUACAUCACUUG
Molecule: messenger RNA, 2166 nt
Organism: Sinocyclocheilus anshuiensis
Lineage: Eukaryota; Metazoa; Chordata; Actinopteri; Cypriniformes; Cyprinidae
Product: calcium-binding protein 7-like
Exons: 5
Coding region: 653-1300 (215 amino acids)
Cellular component (GO): trans-Golgi network membrane
Molecular function (GO): calcium ion binding
Source: RefSeq, a predicted model, not a curated record